ACCUGAAGUCCUGAAAACACCUGAAGAACAUAACCUGUACAGUGCGCGAAAAUGUUAUUUAGAAAUUAAUGCGAGAAAGAAAUGUUCAUUUCUUACUUUGUUUUUUGUUAAAUUAAACGAAAAUAAAAAUCCCUUGAAGCGUUAAAAAUACAUGUGAAUUUGAACACCUAUAGAAUGGGUCGAAGCCGCACUCCAUCGCCAGCAAGACGGAGAGAUCGGUCCCGAGAACGAGAUCGCGACAGAGAUCGACGGAGAAGACGGUCGCGAGAGAGAAGACGGAGAUCCGUAGAGCGAGACAGGGUAAAGUCAAGGGACAGGGAUAGGGAGCGAGAACGCGAACGAGACAGACAUAGGAGAUCAUACAGCAGAUCCAGAUCGCGUGAACGCGAUAGGUCGCGCGACAGACCGAAUAGGACAAAGCCGAAACCUUCAGCAAACGAACGACCCAUUAUCACAGAGGCGGAUCUUCAAGGCAAAACACCCGAGGAGCAAGAGAUGAUGAGAAUAAUGGGAUUCUGUGACUUUGACACCACUAAAGGCAAGAAGGUAGAGGGAAACGACGUAGGUGCGGUUCAUGUCAUUUUGAAAAGAAAAUACAGGCAAUACAUGAACAGAAAGGGUGGGUUCAACAGGCCUCUGGACUUUGUCGCAUAAUUCGUCUCUAGUACAAUUUUAAGUCGUUUCAGGCCAGUGAACUAUAUCCUAUACUGGAAUUUGAACUUUACUCUAGAAACUACUCGUCUUUAUCUUCUUGUGUCCCGGACUCUAACGUGGAAAUUCACAUUCCAGCAUGGUAUAUAGUUCACUGAGUCAGGAAUGUUAAAUAGAAUGGGAUCGCAAAUAAAAUGAAAAUAUAUAAACUAAAGGAUUACUAAUCCUAUAAUUGAUGAGAUAUGACGCGAGUUAUUGUAUUUUAGUUUAUUAUACUUUAAUUCAACAUUGUAAUAGAAUAUUUAUACUUAAUAAACGUGUUCUUCUUUAUAUAUGA
Molecule: messenger RNA, 988 nt
Organism: Temnothorax curvispinosus
Lineage: Eukaryota; Metazoa; Arthropoda; Insecta; Hymenoptera; Formicidae
Gene: ytr
Product: U4/U6.U5 small nuclear ribonucleoprotein 27 kDa protein
Exons: 4
Coding region: 175-654 (159 amino acids)
Biological process (GO): RNA splicing
Cellular component (GO): precatalytic spliceosome
Source: RefSeq, a predicted model, not a curated record